AUGGUGUUUCUCUCCCAGAGCCAGUUGUGGCUGCUGUCGCAGCGCUCGCAGCAGCAGCAGCAGCGGCGGCUGCUGCGGUGGAGUAAACAGCAGCAGCAGCAGCGAAUGCAGCAGCAGCAACAGCAGCAGCAGCAGCAGCAUGCAGCAGCAGCAGCAGCAACAGCAGCAAAGUGGAGAGCUCUCGAAGACCCCGUGCUGCUGCCUGCUGCUGUCAACCUGCUGCCGCAGCACCGACGCUUGUGUGUCUUGUGUUUAGAUAUUCGUGCUGCAUGCGGGGCUGCAGCAACUGAGGCCUUGCAGCAGCACCUAGCUGCUGCUGCUGUUGCUGCUGGAGUUGGUGGUGGUUCUGAUGGAGAAGUAGGAGGUGCUGCAGGCAGCAGGAGGAGCAGCAGCAGCACGAGCAGCAGCAGCGGGCGGCGCCGCAGCAGCAGCAGCAGCAGCUUGCUGCCUGCAGCAGAAGAUGUUGUGUGGAAUGUAUGUGACUCUGGCGCUGCGCUGCGCUGCCUCGCCCUGAGCUGGCUCUCAGACCACAACAUACCCAGCACGGUGCAGCUGGUGCAGCAGCAGCAGCAGCAGCAGCAGCAGCAGCAGCAGUUGAGGCAGCAGCAGCUGAAGCAGCAACAGCUGCAGCUGCAGCAGCAGCAGCAACAGCUGCAGCAGCAGCAGCAACAACAGCAGCAACAGCAGCAGCAACCUGCCCAUGGCACCCGUCAGGCAAUGCGCUUGUCUCCAUACAACACCAAUAGUAGCAGCAGCAGCAGCAGUAGCAGCAGCUCUAGUACAGCAACAGCAGCAACAGCUACAGCAGCAGCAGCAGCAGCAGCAGCAGCAGCAGGUACGGAGGGGGCUUACACCCUCAACGUGCUGGAGCUGCUGCUCAAGAGUCUGCAGCAGCAGCUUGCUGCAGCGCAGCAGCGGGAGGCUGACUUCACUUUGCUGCUGCAGCUGCUGCAGCAGACUAGGAAGCAGCAGCGGCUCGCCUUGCAGCAGCAGCAGCAACGGCAGCUUUCUGCUGCUGCUGCAGCUGAUAUCAGCAGCAACAGCAACGGCAACAGCAGCAGCAGCAACAGCAACAGUAGCUGCUGCAGCCCUGCAACGAACAGCACACAUUGCUCCAGCAGCAAGCAGCAACAGCAGCAGCAGCAGCAACAGCAGCAGCAGCAGCAGCAGCAGGAGCAGCAGUUGCAGUGCGUGCUGGAGGUGAGUGCAAGCGAUCCCAGCAGCGGGUGGCAGCUGCGGGAUCGUUUGCUGUGGUGUCUUGACGCCAGCGAUGCUGCGGUGUAUGCGCAGGUGCAGCAGCUGAGUGUUGAGCUGCUGCUGCCUCGUAGGCUUGCUGCUGCUUACUUUGUUGCGCUGCUGCGGCAGAUCAGCAGCAGCAGACAGGCACUCGUGCUGCAGCAUCAGCAGCAACUCAAGGAGGCCCACAAGGCAUGGGGUCUGGCUCCCCCCUUCUGCUGCAGAGGCGCAGCAGCAGCAACAGCAGCAGCAGCAGCAGCAGCAACGCCAACAGCAGCAAACGCUACUGCUGCUGCAGCAAGCACCGGAGGAGCAGCGGGACAGCAAGACACGCAGCCUAACGAUGCUGGUGCUGCUGCAGCAGACUCAGCAGCAGCAGCAGCAGCUGCUGCUGCUGCAGCGAUGACUAACGGCUCUCCAAGCAGCAGCAGCGCUAGGGGCACCGGCACCGGCAACAGCAGCGGAGCAACUGCUACAGGGAUACAGCAGCAGCAGCAGCAGCAGGAGCAGCAGCAGCAGCAGCAGCAGCAGCAGCAGCAGCAGCAGCAGCAGCAGGGUGUGAAUCAGCUGCGAGGCCGCAGCAGCAUCUUGCGUAGCCCCGAGGGCUCUGACUCUCUUCUCUCGCCGUGGACAGACGCCGUGCGGCGAGUGGAGCGGACCUGCGUGACCCCACCGCGGCCGCUGCUGCUGCGCUGCAGCAGCAGCAGCAGCAGCAGCAGCAGCAGUGAUAGCAGCAGCAGCAGCAGCAGCAGCAGUGAGAGUGAUAGUGACAGCAGCGACAGCGAAGCGGAAACAAACCCUGGCUGCUGCAGACUGAAUCGCAGCUGCAAGGCAAGGAGCCGCAAACCCAGCAGCAGCAGCAGCAGCAACAGCAACAGCAGCAGUAGUGAUAGCAGCAGCUGCAGCAGCAGCAGCAGCAGCAGCAGCAGUCCCUAUCCAAGCAUACUCUCGAAGCUUGACCGGGAUAUAUCUGCUGCUGUUACUUCUUGCUGCGCUGCUGCUGCUGCUAGGCGGCGACUUGCUGCUGCUGAGGCGGUGGCGCUAUGGGUGUGGAGGCCCAGGGGCAGCACGCGUCUAGCAGCAGCAGCAGCAGCAGCAGCAGGUGCAGCAGCAGGUGCAGCAGGAGUUGCUGCUGCUGGUAUGCGAUACGCCUUGGGGGCCCCUCCUGCUGCUGAAGCUGCUGAUGCAGCAGCAGACGGGCCAGAGAACUGCAACAUUCCGCUGCAGCUGCUGCAGCAGCAGCAGCAGCAGCAGCAGCAGCAGUGGGGCCCCACACUCACCUGGUCUCCAGGGGCGCAGCAGUGGCACAGGCGGCUCCCUCCACCCAAGCGGAAACGACGCUAG
Molecule: messenger RNA, 2580 nt
Organism: Eimeria mitis
Lineage: Eukaryota; Apicomplexa; Conoidasida; Eucoccidiorida; Eimeriidae
Source: RefSeq, a predicted model, not a curated record